AUGGCUAAUGGCGAAAACAUUUUUAGCCAGGACGGACUGAAUGAACCAAAUCUAGGGUGGCAUAUAAAAUUUUCUUGUAGAAGUGUUCCUUUUGUUGGUGUAAUUGGUAUGGAAAAUUUGCCUAACAAUGUCCUCUUGGUCUACAAGUUUCGGAAAAGGGCCAAAGAGGGAUUGCCCAUUGGGAGUAUGGAACCGCUUGCUUCAGAGGCAUGGUUUGAUCUCAUGGUACGCAAGCUUAAUAGCAUGGCAGUACCUAUUGACCAAUGGAGGAUCUCCUUGACAGCCUCUAUGUUCAUGGGAGAUGUCGAUAUCUGGUGUAGGUUUAUGACCAACAUUCAGGAUGUGGAGGUGAUGACUUGGGAAGAGUUCAAGACGUUGUUCUUUGACCCCUUCUUUCUGAGGGUUAUGAGGCAGGAUAUGAGAGUGCAGUUCACAGGUCUUUAUCAGGGCAUGAUGAGUGUUAUUGAGUAUAAGACAUGCUUCACUUCUCUUUCCCGCUAUGCACUAGAGAUGGUAGCUACCGACGAACUCAGGGCAAGAAAGUUUCAGGAUGGGUUGCAUCUUGAUAUUAGGCCACAGAUUUUAGUACUAAAUUUGAGGACCUACGGAGAAGUGGUCCAGAGGGCUAUGAUGGUUGAGUGGAAGAAGGCUAAGGCCAGGGACAGUUCUCGUGUUCAGGGACAGUCACAGCAGGCUCGAUCUGCACCCACAAUUCCUGUUUCCUCAGGGAAGGUGAUUUAUCACCACUGUCUGGAGGUCAUGCAACGGGAUGGUUUCCUUUAUGUUAACACACCAGUUAGUGGUCUAGUGUCUUUGAAUGUUUAUCGGGGUUGUGCUAUCGAGAUAGCUGGGCAGACUUUAGAGUUCGAUUUCGUCAUUUUUGACAUGACGGGCUUUGACGUCAUCCUCGGGAUGGACUGGUUGUCUUUCUUUCAUGCCUCGAUUGAUUGCUUCCACGGGCGAGUAUCUAUUUGCACUCCUACUAGAGAUUGUUUUCACUUCAUGAGAGAUCGGAGCGAUUCCCACUCGAAGAUGACUUUCAGCAUCAGUGACUGGAGUCGCCACAGGUCCUUCUUAGCUAGCCUGUUAGCUGACGAGGGUAGCAGUUUGGGCCGUGCUUUUUUGGCAGUUGCAAACGAGUUUUUGGAUGUCUUUCCGAAGGAGUUAGCGGAGCUUCCUCCUCUUUGGGAAGUUGUCUUUGCCAUCGACGUCAUUCUUGGUACUGCGCCGAUCUCUAUGGCAUUGUACCGCAUGGCACCGGCAGAUGAGGUUGCUUAUCGUUUGGCGUUGUCGCCAGACUUCGAUAAGGUUCACGAAGUCUUUCAUGUCUCCAAGCUGAGGAAGUACGAGCUGAACCCAUUGUAUGUUCUGCGUUCGACUAAUGUGGUUGUUAAUGAGGACGUGACCUACGAGGAAGGUCCGGUCCAAAUUCUUAAUUUACGGGAGCAGGUCCAUCAAUCGGCUGAUAGUAGUCAUCAGCUGAAUGAUGACUAUUCGAGACCAAUUUCAGUAGCCUUUUAG
Messenger RNA from Cornus florida, 1521 nucleotides. RefSeq lists its product as uncharacterized. The coding region runs from base 1 to 1521 and encodes 506 amino acids. NCBI's taxonomy places the organism in Eukaryota, Viridiplantae, Streptophyta, Magnoliopsida, Cornales, Cornaceae. The transcript has 6 exons. The record is from RefSeq and is a predicted model, not a curated record.